Molecule: messenger RNA, 4315 nt
Organism: Phyllopteryx taeniolatus (common seadragon)
Lineage: Eukaryota; Metazoa; Chordata; Actinopteri; Syngnathiformes; Syngnathidae
Gene: gnas
Product: GNAS complex locus
Exons: 12
Coding region: 1566-2705 (379 amino acids)
Biological process (GO): sensory perception of chemical stimulus; adenylate cyclase-activating dopamine receptor signaling pathway
Cellular component (GO): heterotrimeric G-protein complex
Molecular function (GO): GTPase activity; D1 dopamine receptor binding; corticotropin-releasing hormone receptor 1 binding
Source: RefSeq, a predicted model, not a curated record
GCGCGGCGUGGCCCCACCCCGUCUCUGCCAGGCUCUCGCCCAGCCCUGCCUUAAUGUAGGCUCCUGUUCUCGGAAAAGAGAGAGCGAGAGAAGAGGGGCGAGGAAGAGAAGAAGAAGAAAAGAGAAUAAGCUCCAAGAAGCAAGACUUCUUCUCGUGCUUUUCGACUUCCACAAGCCUCGGCCGACAGCGGAGCGACGACGGCGGUGGCGGCCUUGGCGGCGCGAAUGUGCUAGCUAGCUAGCUUGUGUGCUAUUUUUUUUCUUUUUUUCCUCUCCGCUUUCUGGUGAAUGUAAAUGAACAUGCGGUGUACAAGCCAUCUUAUUUCUACCGAACCAUGGAGGAGGAAUACGCAUGUACGUGUAGGCGCGUGCGUGUGCGUGCACGUACAGGCCUCAUGAGGCUCCCCUAAGCCCAGUCUGACAGCCAGCUGCUUUUCAACCCUAACAACAAACCUGGAGACAUUUUGAGGCUGCCCCCCUCCCCUCCCCUCGCCUCCCCUCCCCUCCCCUCCACUCCACACACACACACACACCACGACUCCAUUUUCCUGCUUUAAUUGCGACUCGUCGGGAUUAUUCACGUGUUGGAUUUGGAUCCGAAUCUUGCUAGAAGAAAAGUGUCUCGGGUGCGGGCUCGUUUAUGAAGCGACGGGCUGAUAACACAAGCCAGGGACACACGCUCGCGACCCACCCCCCACGGAGGAGGCCCCCCUUCUUUUGGCGGCGAUAACAUAGCGACGUGAAUAAGGAGGAGAAAUCGGGGAUCUGUGUUCGGAACCGGCCCAAAAAGCUGUUGCUCUCCGGCUCGGCCCGAUGCAGAGAAGUGGUCCGGAAGCAAUGGACAAAUCACACAUGUAGCUGUCGUUGGGUGUUCUUAGUUCACUUCCUGCUGGUGGGCCCCCUAACAACAAGAACACCACCGAACAGGACAAGCUGGACCUGUGCGGGGGAAAAAAUGCGUGUUUUGAAAGGAGGCUUGGGACCGAGCCGCGCCACCUUGCGGGUGAGCACCACACUCACGCCGAUUUGCGCUCCCUGUCACGGGCAGCAGUGAGAUGCAAGACCCGGGCUUUGGCUCAUGAGCACCGGGGCUCCUCUUCUUCACCUCCUCCUCCUCCUCGUUCUUCGCAGUUGCUGUCGAAUUUUCAAGUCGCGUUGUCACUUGUCGAGACAGAAGUAACGUGCAACUGAAAGGGAGGAAAAAAAGCGAAAAGGGAUCCGGCCUUGUCGGUGGCGUUAGCAACAGCAAUUGCUCCCAUUUUCGGACAGCAAAACUCCCUCCACUGACAUAAAUCACAAAUCAUCUGGACCUGGGCGGAGAGGCUACACCCCCGUUACCGAUUUUUGACCAGGCUGUUGGAGGACCUUUCUCCAUGUUUGUUGCUGUCCUGCCGAACCCUCGGGUCAAACGUGGGCUCUAGACCGGUCCACGUUAUAGACGUCAUAGAUAUUUCCUACAUUUACCCACACUUGUAUACUUCUUACUUACCGCCUUUCCAUUUCUUCCUCCCCUUGGACUCACUUUUUUUUUUUUUUUUUUGGUGGGGGCUUUUCCCUGCGGGAAGAUGGGUUGUUUGAGCAACAGUAAGACUGAAGACCAGAGAAAUGAGGAGAAGGCCCAGAGAGAAGCAAACAAAAAGAUAGAGAAGCAGCUCCAAAAGGACAAACAAAUCUACCGAGCAACACACAGACUAUUGCUUUUAGGAGCUGGAGAGUCAGGAAAGAGUACAAUUGUGAAACAGAUGAGGAUCCUCCAUGUCAACGGCUUCAAUGCAGAAGAGAAGAAGCAAAAAAUCCAGGACAUCAAGAAUAAUAUCAAAGAGGCCAUUGAGACCAUAGUGACGGCAAUGAGCACUCUGACGCCACCGGUGCAGUUGGCCUGUCCGGACAACCAGCACCGCAUUGAAUACAUCCUCAACCUUGUCAACCAGAAGGAUUUUGAGUUUCCAGCUGAGUUUUACGACCAUGCAAAAACACUGUGGCAGGACGAGGGCGUCAAGGUGUGCUUUGAGAGAUCCAACGAGUACCAACUCAUCGACUGUGCACAAUACUUCCUAGACAAGAUUGACAUUGUGAAGCAGAGCGACUACACUCCAACAGAUCAGGAUUUGCUGCGGUGCAGAGUACUGACUUCAGGGAUAUUUGAGACAAGGUUCCAAGUGGACAAAGUGAAUUUCCACAUGUUUGACGUUGGCGGUCAACGGGAUGAACGCCGAAAGUGGAUCCAGUGCUUUAACGACGUGACGGCCAUAAUCUUCGUGGUGGCCAGUAGCAGUUACAACAUGGUGAUCAGAGAGGACAAUCAGACCAACCGUUUACAGGAGGCUCUCAACCUCUUCAAGAACAUCUGGAACAACAGGUGGCUGCGAACCAUCUCUGUCAUCUUGUUCCUAAAUAAACAGGACCUCCUUGCAGAGAAAGUGCUGGCAGGGAAGUCCAAAAUUGAGGAAUACUUUCCGGAAUUCGCCCGCUACACUACACCGGAUGAUGCGACGCCAGAGGCUGGAGAAGAUCCCCGUGUUACAAGGGCAAAAUACUUCAUAAGAGAUGAAUUCCUGAGGAUCAGCACGGCGAGUGGAGAUGGGAGGCACUACUGCUACCCCCACUUCACUUGCGCCGUCGACACGGAAAACAUCCGCCGCGUCUUCAAUGACUGUCGAGACAUCAUCCAGAGGAUGCACCUGCGGCAGUACGAGCUCUUGUGAUGUUCUGGCCCAAACAAAAAAGAGAGGAAAAAGCAAAAGAAAAACAGAUACUUGGGAACACCCCGAGUCUUUGAACUCUUCCACAGACAUGCCAAAAAGACACUUCACACAGUACACGAUGCCAACUUUCCCUCGCUGCUAACUCCAUUCUGAUCACUUUGGCCACUUCCCCCCCCGCCCCUCUCAGCCACACAGUCUGGACUGGAAUUGACUUUACAUUCGGAGCCGCUUGGAGCGCUGCUACUUUGGUGGAACGAGAGAACUGUCGCGCGUACAUGAUAACAGAUCUCAUAUCUACUAGACAGAAAUACGAGUGUCAUGCUCAGGAUUUGAAUCAAAACUGCUUGCGAGCAUGAGGACACACACACACACACACACGUCGCAGUCUUUCCUAUCACAUAUGCAUAUCGUGGUAUUCAAAAGUGACAUUUCCUCUCACACACAGAUGGAGCAAAUCUGCAUUUAGUGAAUUGCAAAACGAAAUCCAGAAACUGCUCUGCAGAGUGGCCUUUUCAUCAAAGAGCCAGUUUUGUUUUUGUUUGCUUUUUGCGUUGAGAUUAAACACAUCGGGGCCCGGCGACAGUGUCAACGGACGUUUGAAAAGCAAAGGAGGAGGUGUGUUCUCUUUGUCCGUCUUGUCCGCAAAUGGGACCGCGGGUGGGCCUCCUGCCCCUGCUGGAAUUUGAAAUCAACAUGUGGGACAAAGGACGGGAGUUGACCACAGAGAUAACCUUGUACAUGUGAGUUGAAGACUUCUACGGGACUUAGCAAACAGGGCAAAAAGCAUCCAGUACAUUAUCUGAGUUCGAGAGAAAUGUCUUUUUUUCAACACAGCUUUUUUUUUUUUUUUUUUCUUCUUCUUACUUUUUGGGGGGGUCUGAGUGGACUUGUGUGCCAUUGUGCCCUGCGUGCUUUCUCUCUCCGUUUCUCUCCUUCUCCUUCCCCUUUUCCUCCUCUGACCUGCGUCUGCACUAAAGAGGAAAAAAAAAGAAUAAUAAUUCUAAAAUUUAAAGGGAGGAAGAAAAUGGCAAAAAUAAACGGGACACUUUUUUUCCUCCCCCAUCCUUUGUCCGUUUUAGUUUACUUUCCUGCUGAACUAUUAUUCUUGUACAGACUGUAAAAUGUAUUAUUUUGUACAACUUUAUUGAGGAAAAAAAUAACUUUUAGAAGAUCCCUGUGCCUUGAUCACGACUGUACGUGUGUAAUGAGCUAAAGUGGGUGUCAUACUGCGCUGUAUAGCUUGGCCAAUUAAUACCGCCCCCUUCGCUUCACCACUUCCUUCCUUUUCCUCUUCAUCUUCAUCUUCAUCCCCAUCCCCCAGGCAGCCUACAUGUCUCUCUUUAGGACCCGGGGGACACACAUUUGUAGCUUUUUGUAGGUUCAUUUCUCUUCCUCAUAUUUCCCCCUUAUGAUUUAAAUGUCUAUUUUUGGAUCCAUAUAUCCCUGAACGGAUGAAUAUAUGAAAUGUAUAUGGAUUUUAAAAACACAAAAAGGUAUUUUAUUAGGAAUCGAAUCACAAAUUGCACACUCGACAGUGUUGCUUCGAAGAAAUUGUUGUUCUCGCAUACAUUUUGGAAGGUUUCAAAGGGAAAAUGAACCAAUGCAAAACA